CACUCCUCCUACACCCUCCCCUUUCUAUACUAUCUUCCCCUAACAGAUCCCUGACGGUGACUGGAGAGUUAAAACACAGAAAAUACGUCAGCAGCAACAAUCUCUUUCGGUAGGGGGGGUAGCUGUGUCUGUGUGAACAGCUCUACCAGGCUCUCCCAGCAUCAGUAUCGCUUCCUCUUAUUUCUGCACCUUAACGGAUAGGCACGGAUUGCAUUUGUACCGGGAAUUUUUGUUCUCAUUUUACGGGCGUCACCAUAACACCAUUGCAGGACGUGUUGGUUAUUUUGAUUCAGACUGGUGUUUUCGGCUAUAAUUUGCAAACCAUCGACAUAAUUUUAUUGCAGCCUGAAUAGCUUCUAGUACAAAAUGUUGGAUCCAUCGUCCAGCGAAGAGGAAGGGGAUGAGAUUGUGGAAGAGGAGAGCAGAGAAGCGAUGGCACCACAGGCCGGGGCUAGGCUGUCUCCGAGUCGCACUAGCGACAGCUCCGGUGGGCUACAGCCCAGUAGCCGGAGCAGUAGUGCCCGUCCGUCCAGCCCAAGUCCUUCGGUAGUUAGUGAGAAGGAAAAAGAAGAGGUGGAAAAAAUGCACCGAGAGGAAGAGGAACGAAAGAGGAAGCUUCAGCUCUAUGUAUUCGUCAUGAGAUGCAUUGCCUAUCCGUUCAAUGCAAAGCAGCCGACUGAUAUGGCGAGACGACAGCAGAAGAUAAGCAAGCAGCAGCUGCAGACAGUGAAGGAACGCUUCCAGGCUUUCCUCAAUGGAGAAACCCAGAUUGUGGCUGAUGAGGCCUUCAUCAAUGCUGUCCAGAGCUACUACGAGGUGUUCCUGAAGAGCGACCGUGUGUCUAGGAUGGUUCAGAGUGGGGGUUGCUCUGCCAGCGACUCCCGCGAGGUCUUCAAGAAGCACAUUGAGAAGCGAGUGCGCAGCCUGCCGGAGAUCGACGGCCUGAGCAAGGAGACAGUCCUCAGCUCCUGGAUGGCCAAGUUUGACACCAUCUACCGGGGCGAGGAGGACCCGCGCAAGCACCAGCAGAGGAUGACGGCCAGCGCUGCUUCCGAGCUCAUCCUCAGCAAGGACCAGCUGUACGAGAUGUUCCAACAGAUCCUGGGCAUCAAGAAGUUUGAGCACCAGCUUCUCUACAAUGCCUGUCAGCUGGAUAACCCAGACGAACAGGCAGCCCAGAUCAGAAGAGAGCUGGAUGGACGACUUCAGAUGGCCGAACAGAUUGCUAGAGGGGGCAAGUUUCCUAAAUUUGUGUCCAAAGAAAUGGAAGCCAUGUAUAUCGAGGAGCUCAAGUCCUCAGUCAACCUGCUGAUGGCCAACUUGGAGAGCAUGCCAGUGUCCAAGGGUGGAGACUUCAAACUGCAGAAGCUGCAGAAGAGAGGCCACAACACCUCCAUCAUCGACAUGGGACAGGAGGACGAGAACCAGCUCUCAAAGUCUGAUGUCGUGCUCUCCUUCACUCUGGAGGUUGUGAUUAUGGAGGUGCAAGGAUUAAAGUCUUUGGCUCCCAACCGCAUAGUUUACUGUACGAUGGAGGUGGAGGGUGGACAGAAGCUCCAGACUGACCAGGCAGAGGCUUCCAAACCCACUUGGGGAACUCAGGGGGAUUUCACCACGACUCACCCCCUUCCUGCUGUCAAAGUGAAGCUGUUCACUGAGAGCACAGGCGUCCUGGCGCUGGAGGACAAGGAGCUGGGCAGGGUUGUCCUGCACCCCACCCCCAACAGCCCCAAGCAAUCCGAAAUGCACAAGAUGCAGGUAUCCAAAGCCUGCCCUGACCACGACCUGAAGAUCAAGCUGGCCAUCCGAAUGGACAAGCCGCAAAACAUGAAGCACUGUGGGUAUCUGUGGGCGAUUGGAAAAAACGUAUGGAAGAGGUGGAAGAAGAGAUUCUUUGUCUUGGUGCAGGUCAGUCAGUACACCUUUGCCAUGUGCAGUUACAGGGAGAAGAAGGCGGAGCCACAGGAGCUGCUACAGCUGGACGGGUACACUGUGGACUACACCGACCCCCAGCCAGGUCUGGAUGGAGGCAGGGCUUUCUUCAACGCUGUGAAGGAGGGGGACACUGUGAUCUUCGCCAGCGAUGACGAGCAGGACCGCAUCCUGUGGGUGCAGGCCAUGUACCGGGCCACCGGUCAGUCUCACAAGCCCGUGCCCCCCACCCAGGUCCAGAAGCUCAACGCCAAGGGAGGGACCGCACCCCAGCUGGACGCGCCCAUCUCCCAGUUCUAUGCAGACAGAGCGCAGAAGCAUGGGAUGGAUGAGUUCAUCUCGGCGAACCCGUGCAGCUUUGACCACGCCUCGCUCUUCGAGAUGGUGCAGCGCCUCACCCUGGACCACAGGCUCAACGAUUCGUACUCGUGCUUGGGCUGGUUCAGUCCCGGCCAGGUGUUCGUCCUGGACGAGUACUGCGCCCGAAAUGGGGUGAGGGGUUGUCACAGGCACCUGUGCUACCUCAGCGACCUGCUGGAGCGAGCGGAGAACGGAGCCAUGAUAGACCCCACCCUGCUCCACUACAGCUUCGCCUUCUGCGCGUCUCACGUCCACGGAAACAGGCCGGACGGAAUAGGCACGGUUACCGUGGAGGAGAAAGAGCGCUUCGAAGAGAUCAAGGAGCGGUUGCGUGUGCUUCUGGAGAAUCAGAUCACGCACUUCAGGUACUGUUUUCCAUUUGGUCGUCCAGAAGGAGCAUUAAAAGCCACUUUAUCUUUACUAGAAAGGGUCCUAAUGAAAGAUAUAGUAACCCCUGUUCCGCAAGAGGACGUCAAAGCUGUGAUCCGCAAAUGUCUGGAGCAAGCAGCACUGGUCAACUACCAGCGGCUCUCUGAGUAUGCCAAAGUGGAAGGGAAAAAGAGAGAAAUGUAUGAACAUCCUGUCUUCUGCUUGGCGUCUCAAGUGAUGGAUUUAACCAUUCAGAACGUAGGGCGCUUAAUCACCCCUGCCAAAAAGCUGGAGGACACGAUUCGCCUGGCCGAGCUGGUCAUCGAGGUGCUGCAGCAGAACGAGGAGCACCAUGCGGAGGCCUUUGCCUGGUGGUCAGACCUCAUGGUGGAGCACGCAGAGACCUUCCUGUCCCUGUACGCCGUAGACAUGGAUGCCGCACUUGAGGUCCAGCCCCCGGACAGCUGGGAUAGCUUCCCUCUCUUCCAGCUGCUCAAUGACUUCCUCCGGACCGACUAUAACCUGUGUAAUGGGAAAUUCCACAAACACCUGCAGGACCUCUAUGCUCCACUCGUGGUUAGAUAUGUGGACCUGAUGGAGUCAUCCAUCGCGCAGUCAAUACAUAGGGGCUUUGAACGGGAGUCAUGGGAGCCCGUAAAGAGUUUAACAAGUAAUCUGCCAAAUGUGAAUCUUCCAAAUGUCAACCUACAAAUUCCAAAAGUACCAAAUCUACCAGUACCAGUUAACCUCCCACAAAUGCCUAGCUUUUCCACUCCAUCAUGGAUGGCCGCUAUUUAUGACUCUGAUAAUGGCUCUGGGACCUCAGAGGACCUCUUCUGGAAGUUGGACGCCCUGCAGACCUUCAUCCGGGAUCUGCAUUGGCCCGAAGAGGAGUUCGCCAAGCACCUGGAGAGUCGUCUGAAACUCAUGUCCAGUGACAUGAUCGAGUCUUGUGUCAAACGAACCAGGGUUGCUUUCGAGUCGAAGCUUCAGAAAAGCAGUCGGACAACAGAUUUCCGCGUCCCGCAGUCAAUAUGCACCAUGUUCAACGUGAUGGUGGACGCCAAGGCCCAGACUGCCAAGCUGUGUGCCAUGGAGCUCGGCCAAGAGAGACAGUACCAUUCCCAAAUUGAUAGCCUCAUUGAAGAAACCGUCAAAGAGAUGAUCACUCUCCUGGUGGCAAAGUUUGUGGUCAUUCUAGAGAGUGUCCUAGCCAAGCUGUCCCGAUACGACGAGGGAACUCUCUUUUCCUCCUUCCUCUCUUUCACAAAGCCGGGGAUGGACGUGGCCGACGGAUACGUGACCUUUGUGCGGCACUCUCAGGACAUUCUGCGGGAUAAGGUCAAUGAGGAGAUGUAUAUAGAAAGGUUAUUUGAUCAAUGGUACACCAGCACCAUGAAUCUACUGGGCACCUGGCUCACUGACCGCAUGGACCUACAGCUCCAUGUCUACCAGCUGAAAAUUCUCAUCAGGAUUGUAAAGAAAAAGUACCGGGACUUCCGGCUGCAAGGUGUGCUGGACUCCACUCUGAACAGUAAGAUGUACGAUACGGUGCGAAACCGCCUGACGCUUGAGGAGGCCACCGCCUCGGUCAGAGAAGGUGGCAUGCAAGGGAUAUCCAUGAGGGACAGCGAUGAGGAGGACGAGGACGAUGACUAGCGCAUCACUACCGGUGCCCACCUUCGACUUAGCCUCGUAACCAAUGCAUGUAUACCAACUCCGUUGUUCAGUUAGCCACUCUAGAAUUUUCAUUUAUUUAUUUUUUCGGUCAGGUCUAAAUGCCCAUGAAGGAACAAUAAACAAUAAAAGAAUAGUAAAAAAAUAAAUUAAUAAAUGGCAACAACAACAACAACAACAACAAUAAUAAUAAUAAUAAUAAUGGCAAAAAAGAUCAACAUUUUAGGUGUUAUAAGGUUAGCGCCAAUCUUUGAAUAAGUGAUUUCGAAAUUUGUUUCUAUAUGUUCCUAAGCAAUAUGGAGUACCAUUUGUUUGACAAUGUUGAGUGAGAUACUUAGGAAUUCUGCUAGGUGUGUCCCUGUUAAAUGCAAACCUAUAUGGCGCUUCUUUAAUGUACUGUACAUACGUUGAUGGUACAUUGUUGUGGAGAUAAGUGUAUACAUUUUUGUUUGUAUCAUUUGUUUUUAAGUGGAUGCCUCCUGCUGAAAAUACAAAACACCCACUGUACUUAAGUUUAUGAAAUGGUAAAAUGACUGUGUUCAUCACCUGCACACUUCGAGCGUUCUUGUACCUUUCACAGUUUAUGUCAUUACUCAAGUCGACAUUCUCUGGAAUCACUGUUCUCAAACACGUUGUCAAGACAAUUUUUUUAUUGAAAUGAGUUGGUAUUUUUAGAAAUGCAAUAUAUUCAUGGCUCCAUUGUGAUAUCUCGUUGGACAUCAUCCGUGACAUUUUUUAUGGUUUAGAACUUUUUUCAAUUUCUAAAUUAUUACAUUUUUUUUUAGUUAAGUAGCACUUUUACAUAACCUAUACAAAGGUAAACAAAAAAAAUAUAUAUACAUGUUCCUGUAUCUUAUUUAUGUCUCGUUUUAGCCAUUCCUGGAAAUUAUUGUAUGUUUCUGAUUUUUUUAAUUAUUAUUAUUUUGUAUAUGGGUAGUAUGCGAUGUCUGGAACUCCGGUCUGUCCCACUAUUGUUUUGUACAUACAAUGCUGUACAUUGCCUUCUGAGAAGUAUCUGCAUGUCACAGACACCCCACCCUCUCUAAAAGCUUUCCUUUCUGUUAAAGUAGCUGGUGGAUUCAUCUUGCUUCUGCCUUAUGAAAGCCUACAGUUGUAAUAUGCAAGAACUGUGGCCUCUGAAUAAAAAUAACUGUACAAAUAUCAA
This is a messenger RNA of Anguilla anguilla (European eel), 5503 nucleotides long. RefSeq names its product Ca2+-dependent activator protein for secretion a (gene cadpsa). Gene Ontology annotation, cellular component: glutamatergic synapse. The coding region runs from base 367 to 4320 and encodes 1317 amino acids. The transcript has 28 exons. The record is from RefSeq and is a predicted model, not a curated record. NCBI's taxonomy places the organism in Eukaryota, Metazoa, Chordata, Actinopteri, Anguilliformes, Anguillidae. Gene Ontology annotation, biological process: dense core granule exocytosis; synaptic vesicle exocytosis; positive regulation of exocytosis.